Messenger RNA from Ustilaginoidea virens, 1758 nucleotides. RefSeq lists its product as uncharacterized. Lineage: Eukaryota; Fungi; Ascomycota; Sordariomycetes; Hypocreales; Clavicipitaceae. The record is from RefSeq and is a predicted model, not a curated record. The transcript has 2 exons. Gene Ontology annotation, biological process: maturation of SSU-rRNA from tricistronic rRNA transcript (SSU-rRNA, 5.8S rRNA, LSU-rRNA). Bases 1 to 1758 code for a protein of 585 amino acids. Gene Ontology annotation, cellular component: nucleolus; nucleus.
AUGACGGCGAAAAUGGCCAAGGCGAAGAGCCGCGCCAAGGAGUUUCGAGACCCCCACGAGGUCACAAGAAAAGAUUACGACCCAGAAUCAAAUGGCCCUGCAAGCGAUCAUGGUAGCGGCACAGAUGAGAGUGAAGACGAAAACCUGGGAACUGAGCACUACGUUGAGGUUGGAAAGAGUAGAUUGAGGGACAAACAAGGUGUUUCGCUAGGGCCAGAGUACAGAGGUUCCCGUGUCAGCCGAUCUGCGUUGAAUGCCGACGGCGCGGAUCAGCAAGGGGGUAGUGACGAAGGCGAUUCUGACGGAGACACCUACGAUGAUCCGGAUGACGCUGACCUCGCAAUGGACGAAAUGGAGGCCGGCGAUUCGGAGAUUGAGAGCGACAACGCACUCGGCGCAUCAGACACGGAACGGUUCAAGGGGUUUGCGUUUCGAGGCAGCUCGAAGCCCGGAAAGCGAAAGGGAAGAGCAACCGCAGCGGAUUUUAUGUCCGAGGGGGAUACGGAAGAAGACGAAGUUGAAAACGAUGUCAUGGAGGAUGGACCAGAUGCGCUGUCAAAUCACGGUGAGACUGGCUCGGAAGAUGAAGAAGAGCAGGCAACCGACGAAGAUGAAGAAGACGACAGCGACGAAGACGAGAUUAGCGAUGGCCUGUGUGAGGACGAAGACGAAUCAGUAGCAGAUGAAGACGAUGAUGAAGACGGGGACGAAGACGAUGAAGAUGAAGAUGAAGAUGAUGAAGACGAAGACGAAGACGAAGACGAAGACGAAGACGGCGAUGAGCAGUCUGCCCUCGCAAACGGGACUGCAAAACCCAAGCUUUUGGUUCCGUCCAAUGCAGCUGACGUGGCCAAAGGCACUGCCAUUCAAGCCCAGCGCAAGAUCUAUGAUGGGCUACUCAAUCUGCGCAUCCGACUUCAAAAGGCCCUUGUAGCUGCCAACUCUUUUCCCACGAUCGAACCGGAGGUUGAUGCUGAAUCGGAGCCAUAUGAGGCUGCAGAGGAAGCAGCCAUCAAGCUGCUCAACACAAUCAGCAGUCUUCGUGACAACUUUUGCGGCUCACAGGCGAAAACCGGACAAAAGAGAAAACGGCAACUGUCCAUGGCCAUGUCCAGCGGGGAUAUCUGGGAACAGCUUCAACAAGAAGACGAAGCCGCGGCUGGUCAGCGAGAGGAAAGACUGGAGAGGUGGUCCAAAAAGGUCCAGAGCGUCAACAUGCCCAGAUCAACCGGAUUCAGCCAGCAAAAGAAGAGCCUGAUUGAUAGCCUUCGGGAGCAGCUCCUCAUGCCCGACAACCGACUGGUGAAGCGAACGCGAGUCCCUCGGUCUUGCGCGCCCGCUCAGGUCUCCAAGAAGGUCAUGACGGACGAGUACAUCUACGACGACGCCGACUUUUACCAGCUUCUUCUGAAGGAGCUCGUCGACCAGAGGACGGUGGAAGGCCACAGUGCCCGAGCAGCGACCGUUCCCACAGUCAUGGUGACGGCCAGCAAGGAAGCCAAGCUGCGCAAGCAGGUGGACCGCAAGGCAAGCAAGGGUCGAAAGAUGCGCUUCACCGUCCACGAGAAGCUGCAGAAUUUCAUGGCACCAGAAGACAGGAGAGGCUGGGAACAAGGGGCCAUUGACAGGUUCUUUGGCACACUGUUUGGGAGGAAGCUGGAACUGGAUGAGGAUGAGGAUGAGGAUGAGGAUGAGGAAGACGAGGAGGCGGAAGGACGUGACGCUGAAGAGGAAGGACUGCGAUUGUUUAGAAACUGA